Molecule: messenger RNA, 779 nt
Organism: Antrostomus carolinensis (chuck-will's-widow)
Lineage: Eukaryota; Metazoa; Chordata; Aves; Caprimulgiformes; Caprimulgidae
Exons: 8
Source: RefSeq, a predicted model, not a curated record
GAGAGUAUUACAGGGUUCAGUACCCUCAUGAGCACCAGUCAACAGAAACUUCACCUUGGGAAAAUGAGCUGUUGCUCUUGGAAGCUACCAAGCCAGACUUAGAGAAAGGUGACGGUGAUACAAUCCCUGAAACAUUUAAUAAUACAAAAAGAGAAGGAGAGAGCUCAGGAAAGACAGUGCCAACAGAGAGUAUUCCCACAACAGAUUGCCAGUCCUUUGAAAACGGAGAAACAAACCACACUGAGCUGGCAAAGGACCAUCACUAUGAAGAAGAAAAGGAAAAGGAAAAGGUUUCUGAGGAGCCAAGAAAUUCAUUUAAUACAGUAACAGACAAAGGAAUUCAUACUUCAGAUCACAAAGUUAAACAAAGUUGGCAACGAAGGGGUCACAAUAAGGAUGGUGAAUCUGCUUCUAGUGUUCUUCAUGUGAGAGAAACUGGAAAAAAAAAAGACUUCAAUACUUCAGAACCUCGAAGAUCAGUAUCUGUAUUCUGCUGUUCUGUCACCUUCACCCGAGAACCAAAGUUCAGUGGAUCUACAGCAGCACCUGAGCCAUAUGGCAGGAAAUGCUCCAAACAAAAGAAUCAGCUUGACACAAACAGAAGAUUUUGGACCCAAAUGAAAAACUAUGACAAACAUACAGACGUAUCUUAUAAUGCACCAGCUUGGAAGAAAAGGAAUCCACAUGCAAAAAUGUUCCCUAAGUUUAAAACAACCGUUCAGCAAAGGCCUUGCGGUGCCUGGUAUGCGAGCAGUCUGGAGCAAGAGAAGAAGGAACUG